Messenger RNA from Beta vulgaris subsp. vulgaris (sugar beet), 366 nucleotides. RefSeq lists its product as uncharacterized. The record is from RefSeq and is a predicted model, not a curated record. The coding region runs from base 1 to 366 and encodes 121 amino acids. NCBI's taxonomy places the organism in Eukaryota, Viridiplantae, Streptophyta, Magnoliopsida, Caryophyllales, Amaranthaceae. Gene Ontology annotation, molecular function: zinc ion binding. The transcript has a single exon.
AUGAAGAGACUUCGGGCUAGGUUCGCUAAGGCUGCUGAUAUGGAUGCAACCCAUUUGACUAAGUAUGCUCAAAACAUUUUAGCAACAAGGGCUGAUGAAUCCAAGUUUUGUUAUGCAACAUCUUGUGAGGGUGGUGAGUUUGAGGUGAGAGAUGGUCAUGUUUACUUUCCUUGCAAGCUCAAAGAUAUGACAUGUGAGUGUGGUAAACGACAAGGGUGUGGCAUCCUUUGCAAACAUGCAUUGUGGGUGAUGUUUAAUGAGAGGCUUGAGGCCUCUGAUUUUGUAUCCCUUUACUUCAAGGAUGAGGCUUACAAGCAAACAUAUGGGGAGCACAUUCACCCUAUGCCUGACCAAGCCAUUGGCUAG